AAGUACGGUCGACUGCAUAAAUACCAAAGGACGCAGCUUAUUUUUCGUAAUCAGGAACCUAUGAGAAUAACACUGUUUCACUAAUGGGUAGACGGUUCAAUACUAUUCGACUCUUCUCCUCUGCUAUCCUCUGUACGGGAAUUAUUACAAUAAUGCUUGUAUAUAUCUCAAGUUCAAAUCUAAAACUAGCUGCAGACUUCACUUCUAAAUGUUACCAUGUAAAUCAUCAUUUGGCAGCAUUGAUGAGGUGCAAAAAAAACAAGUCAAUGGCAUUCAAUGUCAGAAAUCAAUCGUCGUCAUCAUAUAGAAACUACUGGACGUCUAAACAGUUUAAUGAGUCUGAUAAUUACGAUUUCAACAUUAGUUAUUCAGCAAUCGAGAAAACAUUGUACUCGUUGAGACGUCGUCUUCCACACAAACUUGUCAUUUUGAUUGAAAACCAAACAAUGAAAAAAAAGAAACUAAAAACGAAACAACGAAGGCAACAAAUAAAGAGGAGAAAAAAUCAAGAACAAUCAAGAGAUGACUUUAAAGCACUGUCAAUUACUUUGAUUCAAAAUGCAAAAUGGAAAGAAGUUCCAAAGAUAUUUUCAACAGUUCCGAAAAAACGGUCUUGUGCAGUCAUUGGAAAUUCUGGCAUCCUACUCAAAAGCUCUUGUGGAUCCGAAAUCGAUUCACAUGAGUUUGUAUUGCGUUCAAACAUCGCUCCCAUUUUAGGAUUCGAAAAAGACGUUGGAUACAGACACGACUUUGUUUCAUUAAAUCUUGAACUUUCACGGAUUGCCACCUCUUGUUUAGAAAAUUCAUCGAAUCCAUGUUUUGAAGAAAUGGUGAAUAGGUUUAAAGUUUAUGACCAAUCAAUUAUUUGGCUCUCCAAACUCCGUAAAAACUCGAAGGAAACUUAUCUCGGAGUAUUAUCGCAGCUGCAAAAACACAACAUAAAUCCAAAGAUUGCAUACCCUUUCACGUCGAUUGGAAGCAGUAUCGUAAG
This is a messenger RNA of Anneissia japonica, 991 nucleotides long. RefSeq names its product beta-galactoside alpha-2,6-sialyltransferase 2-like. Lineage: Eukaryota; Metazoa; Echinodermata; Crinoidea; Comatulida; Comatulidae. The annotation marks the transcript as partial. Gene Ontology annotation, molecular function: sialyltransferase activity. The transcript is spliced from 5 exons. The record is from RefSeq and is a predicted model, not a curated record.